CAGCACCGGGAAAGGGACGAGGGUCAGGCUGGUCCCAUCCCUCCUGGUUUUUGCCUGGGAAGGAGUAGGAGGGCACAGAGCUCCUGGCACUGGGGCCACCAUGGCUGAGCAGGACCUGGCCACAGGCUGCCCACGUGGGAAGAAGGAGCUGCCAGCCUUCACGUGGCAGGUGAGGGCCAACGACCGACGGUACCACGCACAGUCCAAGAAGAAAUUUGCCUUCUGCCUGAGCAGGAAGAAGUACAGGGGCAAUGCCAUCAAAACAGCCAAGUACAACCUGCUCACCUUCCUGCCCCUGAACCUCUACGAGCAGUUCCACAGGAUGGCCAACGUCUACUUCGUCUUCGUCAUCCUCCUGCAGACCUUCCCUGAGAUCUCCACGGUGCCCUGGUACACUCUGCUGUUCCCCCUGAGCUGCCUCCUCGUCAUCCGGGGCCUGCGGGACCUGAUCGAUGACAUCGGCCGUCACCAAAGCGACAGGAACAUCAACAGCAGACCCUGUGAAAUCCUGUGUGGGAAGAGGUUCCAGCGGCAGAGGUGGCGCGACAUCCGCGUCGGGGACAUUGUCCGGCUGCGCAAGGACAGCGUCGUCCCGGCUGACGUGCUCCUGCUGUGCAGCUCCGAGCCCAGCAGCCUGUGCUACGUGGAGACGGCGGACAUCGACGGGGAAACAAACCUGAAGUUCAGGCAAGCCCUUCUGGUCACCCACCAGGAGCUGGGGAGCGAGGAGAGCAUGGCUGCCUUUGAUGGGAGGGUGACCUGUGAGGAGCCCAACAGCCGCAUGCACAGCUUCACGGGCACCCUGGAGUGGAGGGGAGAGACCCAUUCCCUGGACAGCGAGAGGAUCCUGCUGAGGGGCUGCAGGAUCCGCAACACCGACGUCUGCCACGGGCUGGUGAUCUACGCGGGAUUUGAUUCCAAAAUCAUGAGGAACUGCGGGAAGAUCAAGCGGAAGAAAACCAAGCUGGACAGCAUGAUGGACCGGCUGGUGGUCAUGAUCUUCCUGCUGCUGUUGGUCACAUCCCUCGGCCUCGCCGUUGCCUCUGGGUUCUGGGCCAGGACGUUCCAGGAGAAGCACAGCUACCUGUCUGCUGUCUACAGGAACAGCAGCCCUGCCCAGCAGGCCUUCCUCACCUUCUGGGGCUUCACCAUCCUCCUCAGCGUCAUCAUCCCCAUGUCCAUGUACAUCACGCUGGAAUUCAUCUACCUGGUGAACAGCUUCUUUAUCAACUGGGACCUGGAGAUGUAUUAUGCUGUGAAGGACAUCCCAGCCAAGGCCAGGAGCACCAGCCUCAACGACCAGCUCGGCCAGAUCGAGUACAUCUUCUCAGACAAGACCGGCACCCUGACACAGAACAUCAUGACCUUCAAGAAGUGCUGCGUCAACGGCACCAUCUACGGUCCAGGCACAGGCCAUGAGAACAAACAGCCACCAGGGUCGGGGUCGGCCUGGGACCACCACGGGGAGCAGAAGGUGGACGUGAUGCUGUUGGAAGCCGCCCGGAGGGACAGUGACCCUGUGCUGAGGGAGUUCCUGAGGCUGCUGGCCCUGUGCCACACGGUCAUGGUGGAGGAGAGGGGCGGCCAGCUGGUUUACCAGGCAGCCUCCCCAGAUGAGGAAGCCCUGGUGUUGGCAGCCAGGAGCUUGGGGUACAUGUUUCUGGCCCGAACACAGGACACCAUCACCAUCAGUGAGCUGGGGAGGACGAGGACCUACCAAGUGCUGGCCAUGCUGGACUUCAACAGCGACCGCAAGAGGAUGUCUGUCCUGGUGCGAGACCCCCAGGGCAGCAUCCGGCUCUACACCAAGGGAGCCGACACCGUCAUCCUGGAGCGGCUGCGGAGACGGGGCCGCAGCGAGGCCUUCACCGAGAGGGCCCUGGAUCUCUUUGCAGAGGAGACCCUGAGGACGCUGUGCCUGGCCAGCAGGGAGGUGAGCAAGGCCGAGUACCAGGAGUGGGGCAGGAGGCACCACGAGGCCGCCGUGCUGCUGCAGGGCCGUGCCCAGGAGCUGGACAGGCUGUACGAGGAGAUGGAGCAGAACCUGCAGCUGCUCGGGGCCACGGCCAUCGAGGACAAGCUGCAGGAUGGAGUCCCUGAGACCAUCCAGCUGCUGAAACUGGGCAACAUCAAAGUGUGGGUGCUGACAGGAGACAAACGAGAGACUGCCAUGAACAUCGGCUACGCCUGCAAACUGCUGACGGACGACACGGAGAUCCUGGAGGAGAAGGAGAUCAGUGAGAUCCUCCAGGCUUACUGGGCGAGCAACAACAACCUCAGUGGCAGUGGGGAAGCCCCAGGCAGCAGCCCCCUGUCCCAGCAGUGCCCAGGGGCUUCGUGCCACAGGAGGAGAGCCAUCAUCAUCAGCGGGGACUUCCUGGACAAAAUCCUGCACACGGGAGAGGUGCUGAAGGAGAAGAAGGGGUGGCCGUGGCAGUGGCUGCCCCGUGGCAGGACCGUGGGGUGCCAGGAGCAGGGGAGCCUGGUGGAGAAGGCCUUUGUGGACUUGGCCACCAGCUGCCAGGCAGUGAUCUGCUGCAGGGUGACCCCCAAGCAGAAGGCCCUCAUCGUGCAGCUGGUGAAGAAGCACAAGAAGGCCGUCACCCUGGCCAUUGGGGACGGGGCCAACGACGUCAACAUGAUCAAAACUGCAGAUAUCGGGGUGGGGAUCAGCGGGCUGGAGGGGCUGCAGGCCGUGCAAUGCAGCGACUACGCCCUGGCCCAGUUCUGCCACCUGCAGCGCCUGCUGCUCGUGCACGGCCGCUGGGCCUACCUGCGCAUCUGCAAGUUCCUGCGCCUCUUCUUCUACAAGACCUUCGCUGGACUCAUGGCCCAGGUCUGGUUCGCCUUCCACAGCGGAUUCACGGCCCAGCCCCUGUUUGAGGGCUGGUUCCUUGCACUCUACAACAUUUUCUACACUUCCUACCCCGUGCUGUCCGUGGGCCUCCUGGAGCAGGACGUGAGUGCCAAGAAGAGCCUGGAGUUCCCGGAGCUCUACGUGACUGGGCAGCAGGACGAGCUCUUCAACUACCGCGUUUUCGGGGUCACCCUCCUGCACGGGGUCGGCACUUCACUCACCAGCUUCUACAUCGCCCUCUGGGCCUUCGAGGACCACGUUGGCAGCAAAGUUGUCGGGGACUACGAGUCCUUCUCCGUCACCGUGGCCGUGUCGGCGCUGCUCUCGGUCCUCGUGGAGAUCGUCCUGGACACCAGGUUCUGGACAGUGUUGUCCUUCCUGAUGGUCACAGCCAGCCUGCUGUUCUUCUGCCUCUUCUCCUUCCUGACCCAAAGUAUUGAUGCCUUCAGGAUAGCCCCUGCCAUCUUCUCCUUCCCAGAUGCCAGCUGGAAUGCCUUCACUGACCCCUACGUGCUGCUGGUGGUCCUGCUGUCCCUGGUGGUGAACACCCUCCCCUCACUCACCGUCCACGCGUUCCGUGCCACCGUGGGCAAAGCCACCACCCAGCAGAAGAUCCACUUGAAGGCCAAGAAGGAGCCAGAGCCCUCGGUGGAGCUGAAGGCCCACGUCCCUCGGGGCUCCUUCUGCCGCCGCUCCAGCUACGCCUUCUCCCACCAGGAGGGCUACGCUGGGCUCAUCACCAGGGGGGACAGCCUGAGGGCCAGGGCCAGCCCUGGGGACAGCUUGCAAGCCAAGGCCAGCCCUGGGGACAGCCUGAGGGCCAGGGCCAGCCCUGGGGACAGCCUGAGGGCCAGGGCCACCCGCAGCACCAUCCCAGAGGGGACCCCGGCCGUGUCACCCCCCCCCAGCCCCUCAGUGUAGCUGCCCUGGCUGGCACCGACCUCCCACCCUGCUGGGCCAGGGGAGGAGUGUCAAAGGCACACAGCUGGCUGGGUAUCUCCUCUUCUGGGCCACCUUUUAGUCUUAUUUGAUGGGUUUGCAGCCCCCGUGGCUGCAGAGGGGCUGGCCCAGCCUGGGGGGGCUGCUGUGGGGACUGAGCCCUGGGCUGUGUCCUGCAGUGGCUCCACCUCACAGAAUCACUCCAUCAGGGCUGGAAGGGACCUCUGAGGUCACCCCCACCCAGUGUGUGCAUGGGCUUGGCAGGAGGCUGCCAAGCUGUGAAAGCCACUGACUGCUGCCACCAGGCUGGUCCCCUCACCCUGUGACCCUCUGGCUGGCACCUCGGCCCCCUCCCCUCUGCUGAGCCCCCCAGAGCCAGGCCUUCCUCCUGGCUGAGGCUGAUCCUGCUCCUGGCUGGGGCCACAGACAGCAAGGGGGCUGCCCCGGAGUCAUUAUCCCACCUCUGAAUUAAUUAAAUGCCCUGGUGGGUGGUGGGUGAAGCCCCUCACCCUGCUCACCCCCAGCGUGGGCUGAGCUGCAGCGGCUGCACAAAGACCUUUGUCUCGUGUUCCCCACACGGGGCUGGUUUCUACCACGUGGCUUUCACGAGCAUCAGCCCCACAGACCACACAAUCACAGAAUGCCUGAGUGAUUGGGGUUGGAAGAUCUUAAAGCUCGUCUCUCUCCACCCCCUGCCAGGGGCAGGGACUCC
Molecule: messenger RNA, 4508 nt
Organism: Neopelma chrysocephalum (saffron-crested tyrant-manakin)
Lineage: Eukaryota; Metazoa; Chordata; Aves; Passeriformes; Pipridae
Gene: ATP8B3
Product: ATPase phospholipid transporting 8B3
Exons: 28
Coding region: 101-3778 (1225 amino acids)
Biological process (GO): phospholipid translocation; Golgi organization
Cellular component (GO): plasma membrane
Molecular function (GO): magnesium ion binding; ATP hydrolysis activity; ATPase-coupled intramembrane lipid carrier activity
Source: RefSeq, a predicted model, not a curated record